AUGAAACUCGCAAGACACAUUAGGCGCCGCUUCAGCACCUCCACAGCCAGCCAAAAAUCAGAGCGUGUGGCCAACAACAGACCAAUCUCCUUGACUCAAAUCAAAGAGCUUCACGCACACCUUAUCAGAACCCAGCUCCACAAAGACCCGUCUUCGGUCUCAGAGGUUAUUAGAUAUUACGCACUAUCUCCUCUGUUUUUGGAGAAAGCCCUUUUAGUCUUCAAUCAAAUUGAGCAACCCACAUUAUUGAUUUGGAACCAUAUGAUCCGUGGACUCUCACAGAGUGGCCAAUUCAGUGAAGCAAUUCACGUGUAUAAUCGUAUGUACCGCCAAGGAUUGGCUGGGAAUCAUUUGACCUUUAUAUUCAUUUUCAAGGCUUGUGCUCGAGCUCCCGAUAUUGCACAUGGCCAAACGGUCCAUGCCCAUGCACUGAAACUUGGCUUUGAACCUUAUCUUUUUGUUUCGAAUGCCUUAAUUCACAUGUAUGCAUCUUGUGGUUAUUUGGGUUUUGCUCAGAAAGUGUUUGAUGGAAUGCGGGAAAGAGAUUUGGUUUCUUGGAAUUCUUUGAUAUGUGGAUAUAGUCAGUGCAACAGGUUUGAGAAUGUGUUGGGUCUUUUUAACGCAAUGCAGGCAGCGAAUGUGAGGGCUGAUGCGGUCACAAUGAUGAAAGUUAUUUUGGCGUGUAAUUACUUGGGUGAAUGGGAAAUUGCAGACUCUAUGGUUAACUAUGUUGAAGAAAAUCAUGUUGACAUUGAUGUUUACAUGGGAAACACUAUGAUAGAUAUGUAUGGACGUCGUGGUUUGGCGAAUUUGGCUCGGGAAGUAUUUGAUCGGAUGCAUGAAAGAAACAUAGUUUCAUGGAAUUCCAUGAUCAAGGGAUAUGCAAAAGCGGGAAACUUUUUCAAUGCAAGAAAGCUUUUCAAUGAGAUGCCGAAGAGAAAUGUGGUCUCUUGGACUUCCAUGAUCACUGGUUACUCUCAAGCUAACCAACAUGCUGAGGCGGUGAGCCUUUUUGAAGAAAUGAUGGGAGCUAAUGUGAGAGCAGAUGAAAUAACGGUGGCUAGUGUGCUUUCUGCUUGUGCGCAUGUAGGUUCGCUUGAUGUGGGAGAGGCUGUCCACCGCUACAUAAGGAAGCAUGGUGUGAAAGCAGAUAUCUAUGUGGGAAAUGCUUUGAUAGAUAUGUAUUGCAAAUGUGGGGUGGCUGAGAAGGCAUUGGAGGUGUUUCAGUGGAUGGAAGAGAAAGAUUCUGUGUCAUGGACUUCGGUAAUUUCAGGCCUUGCUGUGAAUGGUUUUGCAGAUUCUGCACUUGAACUCUUUUCGCAGAUGUUGAGAGAAGGUAUUCAACCAACUCAUGGAACGUUCGUUGGGAUUUUAUUAGCUUGCGCUCAUGCUGGAUUGGUAGAAAAAGGAUUGGAAUAUUUUGAAAGCAUGGAAAAGAUUCGUGGACUAAUGCCAGAAAUGAAACACUACGGAUGUGUUGUGGAUCUGUUGAGCCGCUCUGGAGAGGUAGACAAGGCCUAUGGGUUCAUACAAAAUAUGCCUAUUGUUCCCGACGUUGUAGUGUGGAGGAUAUUGCUGAGUGCUUGUAAGGUUCAUGGAAAUGUGGCCCUAGCUGAAGUUGUCACAAACAAGCUUCUUGAACUGGAUCCUUCUAACAGUGGGAAUUAUGUUCUCUCAUCAAAUACUUAUGCAGCUUCAGAUAGAUGGGAAGAUGUUAUAAGAAUAAGAGAACUGAUGGAUGAGAGCAAUGUGCAGAAGCCAUUUGGCCGUAGUUCCAUUGAAAUAAAUGGCAAAUUGUCAAAUAACUCUCAGGAGCCAGGACUCACUUAUAAGAAGAAUCGAUGA
Prunus armeniaca (apricot) is the source of this 1845-nucleotide messenger RNA. The record is from the annotation of a GenBank genome assembly. Lineage: Eukaryota; Viridiplantae; Streptophyta; Magnoliopsida; Rosales; Rosaceae.